AUGCUCAGUGUAUUACUUCUUUUAUUGGGUGGGAUUGGGUUUAUUUUGCUGAAGAAUUGGGUGAAAGUGCGCAAAUUCUGGAUAAUGAGAACAAGAGCAGUGCAAUUUUUGGAUGAGAUUCCCGGUCCUCCAACUAUUCCUUUGCUUGGAUCGGCUCAUUUAUUUAAAUGGGAUAAUGAAGAAUUUACGUAUCAGUUGGAUCGAUGGGCUCGUGAAUAUAUGGUGAAAGUCCAGCCAACGACUGGAGUGAUGAAGUUCUCUCGUCAAAUUGAAGGAUGGGGAAGGGAAAUAUUCAACAAUACGGAAAAUCCGUUGAGAGAUCAUGGAGUGAUGAAGGUAUGGGUUGGUCCUGUUCCGAUGGUUUUCCUAGCUUCAUGUGAUGCGGCAAAGCCAGUUCUUGAAAGUAACACAUUGAUUACAAAGCCUUCACAGUACAAUAUUGUAAAGCAAUGGAUUGGAGAAGGAUUGUUGAUUAGCACUGGAAAGAAAUGGUAUGCAAGAAGAAAGAUGAUCACUCCGACAUUUCAUUUCAAUAUUUUACAAGGAUUCUACGAGAUUUUCUUUGCUCAAGCAAAUAUUUUAGCUGAUUUGGUUGACAAAUUUGCGGACACUGAUCAAACAGUUGAUUUGCUUCCAUAUGUGAAAAGAUGUGCUUUGGAUAUUAUUUGUGAAACGGCAAUGGGUACACGAAUCAACUCACAAACGGGCAAAAAUGUCGAUUACGUUCAAGCAGUGAAUCGUUUGAGUCAAUUAAUCUGGGAUCAUGAAAGAUUUCCCUGGUUGUGGUUCCAACCGAUUUGGUAUCUCACAGGAAUGGGAUUCGAAUUUGAUCGAUAUGUGAAACUGUCAAGUGAUUUUACGAGAAAGGUGAUUCUGCAAAGACGAGGUGUUUUGGAGGGGAAAGGAUUACUUGGAGAGAUGCAAUCGAUGAGUCCUGAAGAGAUACGGAAACACAAACUUUCAUUUUUGGAUUUGAUGAUCGGAAUGCAAACAACUCACAAUUUGUCUGAUGAGGACAUUCGGGCUGAAGUCGAUACAUUCAUGUUUGAAGGUCAUGAUACAACCUCAUCGGGAAUUGGUUGGGCACUUUGGUGGUUGGGUCAAGAAUUGGACAUUCAGAAGAAAUGUCAUGAUGAAAUUGAUGAAUUCUUUGGUGAUUCGGAUCGUGCGAUCAUUGCUGAAGAUCUGAAAAGUCUUCCCUAUUUGGAGAUGUGUUUGAAAGAGGCAUUACGAUUGACUCCACCAGUUCCUUUAUUCGGAAGAACUCUUGAUCAUGAUUUGAAAAUUGCUCAUUACACAAUUCCGGAAGGCUGCACGGUUUUCAUGAGUCCGAUGGCGGCAGCUCGAGAUCCAAGGCAUUUCAAACAUCCGGACAUGUUCUACCCAGAACAUUUCAGUCAAGAGCAGAUCUCUCAACGUGACCCCUAUUCAUUCAUUCCAUUUUCGGCUGGACCAAGGAAUUGCGUUGGACAAAAAUUCGCGUUAGCCGAAGAGAAAUCAUUGAUGGCGACUCUUUUGCGUCGUUUCAAAUUCAUCACAAUGAAUCCCGAACCAUCAAAUCGGUUCUUGCCGGAAUUGAUUUUGAAACCAAGUAUGGGGUUCGUUUUCAACGUUCAGAGAAGAAAACAAGUGAAAAGC
Messenger RNA from Mesorhabditis belari, 1638 nucleotides. NCBI's taxonomy places the organism in Eukaryota, Metazoa, Nematoda, Chromadorea, Rhabditida, Rhabditidae. The record is from the annotation of a GenBank genome assembly.